GUUUAUGUGGGCGGGACGUAAUCUCGGGUGCAUCAGCACGAGGCUGGCGCGAGCGUACGCGGAACUGGUUUGGGCUGAUGUGCGUGAUGGACGUGUCGGAAGGGAAGGUGAUAGGAUGUGAUGAAGCCGCGCGGGCUGGAAAUCGGGUUAGCAGGAAGCCAGCCACCAACACGCCCGCGUUCUGGAAGUCGAGCGUAGCUGAGCUGCGUAUUCCUUUUACUUUGCAUUAUCACUAUGUAUGUGCAUGCAGCAAGGUUGGAAGUCCGUAGGGCUGUGCCGCCUGCACACAGUACAUAAGUUGCUGCCGUGCGUUGGGCUAAGAUCGAAACCGAAGCCGAGCCGAAUGGAUGCGCCCCCCUGUCUUCCUGUUUCUUUGUUCCACCCUUUGUCUCCUCUCAUUCGCCCACAUCUCCCCGGAUUUCCCAAAAUCGACUCCCCGGGACCAAUCACACCAACCAUACCUCUUCAGAUCGGGGGUGCGCAGUUGGGAUUUUCGGCCCCUGCGUUGGAUGCGACGUGGUUCGGGACUGUCGGGGCGCCCGUUGCGGUACCGCUGAGCGUGCCGCGGUGCGUCGAUCUUUGCCCUGCGGAAAAGUCCUGCGGAAUGCUUGAGGUGGAGAGGGAGUUUACCGCGAUGGGGACGGGGAGGCGGCGAGGGCCCUUCGCUCCGUCCAUAAGCCAGCCGAACCACUUCGUAGGCGUCGGAUUGAGAAUGAAUGUAGCUCUCGCUUUGACCCACACGCCGCUUGGCGAGACUUUCGACUAAGUCUCGCCGAUGGACGGCAGAAGCUUGUCUCUGGCUCAUACAUACAUCUCGGAGUCGGAGAUCAUAUCAGAGCAAGUUCACGCGCGCAGAUCAGAAUUGCUUUGUUUGCCAUUAGAUACUACAAGUUACACUGAGAAAACAGGUGCUCAUCUGGCCAUUACCAUGUGGAACG
Messenger RNA from Paraphaeosphaeria sporulosa, 938 nucleotides. RefSeq lists its product as uncharacterized. Bases 239 to 766 code for a protein of 175 amino acids. The record is from RefSeq and is a predicted model, not a curated record. The transcript is spliced from 2 exons. Lineage: Eukaryota; Fungi; Ascomycota; Dothideomycetes; Pleosporales; Didymosphaeriaceae.